This is a messenger RNA of Desarmillaria tabescens, 2538 nucleotides long. RefSeq lists its product as uncharacterized. The transcript is spliced from 16 exons. The record is from RefSeq and is a predicted model, not a curated record. The coding region runs from base 1 to 2538 and encodes 845 amino acids. Gene Ontology annotation, biological process: carbohydrate metabolic process. NCBI's taxonomy places the organism in Eukaryota, Fungi, Basidiomycota, Agaricomycetes, Agaricales, Physalacriaceae.
AUGCUACUAUUUGCGCUCUUCUUGAUUGUUUGCUUCGCCUAUCCGACUCUUGUCCGCUCUGCCUUUUUCCCAGCUGCCCUUCCAUUGGCUGUUCGCUCCCCAUACUUCCAAUGCUACGCCGACACUCGCGCUGGUAACAAUGUUAAUAACCAAUGGCCCCAGUUCUGGACUGAGAGUAGGAUUUUGGGCUGGAGUGGAUGGAUUCGCAUCGACGGCUCGACCUUCCAAUUGUGGGGAGAUUCCCCUGGGACUGCCACGAACUUGACUAGCUUCGAGGUUACUCCCACUCGCACCAUUUUAUCCAUACAUGCCAACACAACGAAUGUGAAUGUGACAUUUUUGGGUCCGAUAGAGCCGACAAAUUUAGUUCUUCAGUCACUGCCCUUUUCAUACGUUUAUAUUGAUGUAGAGUCGAACAAUGGACAAGAGCAUUCAUUACAGCUCUAUUCGGAUAUUAGCGCUGAAUGGAUCUCUGGUGAUUCGAAUUCUUUGGCCGAGUGGACCACCAUUACAACAGAUUCUUCGGCAAUCCAUAAAGCUUAUAGACAGUUGCCUUAUUCGAUGACAGAGAUGAAUAAUUUGGCUGAGGACGCAAAGGUUUAUUACGCCUUUCCUAAAAGAAACACAUGGGACAAUACAACUUAUGAGACUGGUAAUGACACCGUUGUUCGGGCUGAGUUUAUAACAAGGGGUACUUUGGACAAUAGAGGAGACAUAGAUAUGCGUGCAAUUGACAACCACUUUGUUGUCCUCGGUCAUGCCGUCAAUCUCAGUAACAUUGCCAGUACAACAUCGUCAGUUGUCUGGGCAAUAGGGCUUGUCCGUGAUCCAGUAAUUAGUCUUUACUCGACGACCACAAAUAGCACUCGUAGUUCAUAUUUUUGGACCGCAUUCAAUACGGACAGCGAUGCGAUCGAUUCGUUUCUCAACGAUUUCUCCAAUGCCAAGCAAAGAGCUAUCGACCUCGAUAAUAAGAUCAUGUCCGAUACCCGUCGGGUCUCUGAUAAUUAUGCGGAUCUUGUCGCCCUCGCAGCCCGUCAGGCCUUGGCCGUAGAUAUCACAGUAUCCAGAGACAGUAAUGGACAGUGGAAUACGUCGGAUGUUAUGUCUUUCAUGAGGGACAUGGGUGAUUCCCGUCGCGUCAAUCCCGUCGAAAUAUUAUAUGCAUCUUUCCCCGCCUAUCUCUAUUUUAAUACAACAUGGGCUGGAUAUCUUCUCGAGCCACUACUACGAUAUCAACAGUCUUCGCAGUAUACGAAAACCUACGCCGCUCCAGAUCUCGGCUCGUCAUAUCCAAAUGCCGAAGGAAACAAUAGUCCAUCAAUAUCCGGGGCAAUAGAGGAUUCAGGAGACAUGCUCAUCAUGGGCUGGGCUCAUGCUAGAUUUUCUGGCGAUGGUUCAAUGAUAUCAAGAUAUUAUGAUCUGUAUAAGCAAUGGGCUGACUACCUAGUUUCAGUCACAUUGAACCAGACUGGCUAUACGGAUGCAGAUGGGUUAGACAACACGAACAUGACCAACUUAGCCAUCAAGGGCAUCAUUGGCAUCAAGGCUAUGUCAGAAAUCAGUCAAGCGUUAGGGAGAAGCCAGGAUGCUGAAACAUACUCGUCCAAAGCCCAAUCGUAUGUUGAGCAAUGGCAGAUCUCGGCUGGCUCGACGGGCCACCUGCUCUCUACGUACGGACCAACAGCGGACUCGACAUCUUGGUCUCUUGUAUAUAAUCUUUUUGCGGACAAGUUAUUAGGAACGUCACUUGUCGACUCGAGCGUCAGUACUAACGAGAAUGCUACCCCAUCUAUAUCACUAAUCUCCCUUUCUCAAAAUGUCUUCUUAGACUGGACAAUGUUUGCUGCUGGGGCUUCGAAUGAUACCACCGUACGAGAUACCCUUAUAUCAUUAGUUCACACGAAAGCAGGCUCGAAUGUAUCUGCUGGUGUCUUUCCUUUGACGUACAAUCCUAAUAAUGGGAGUACGAUUAAUGGCCAGGCAAGCCCUGGUCAAGGGGCUAUGUUUUCAUUAAUGGCUUUGAGGUGUGUUAGGUUAUCAUAUAAUCGAACCGUCUCCAGUGGAGAUGGUUCAUCUAGUAGUAAUAAUCAAACGUCUUCAUCUUCAAGUUCGUCCAAUGCCGGUGCAAUUGCGGGUGGCGUAGUCGGCGGAUUUGCCACUCUUGCACUUCUCUUUUGCGGAUUCUUCCUGUAUGGAAGACGGCAACGGCGAAAGCCGGGCAUGUAUAACCAACGAUCUGACUGGUCUUCCUCUACCAGCUAUACUCCCUUUUUUGUCUCCCAACCAUACAACGGUUCUUAUGGUGGGCAGCCAUCCGGCAAGGGAGGGCGACCAAUGAUAUUGUCAAACCCGACUUUUGUGCCAACAGCUGAAGCAUCUACGACAGCCAAUGGAUCACCAAAUGCGAACGGGAGUGGGGGAUCGAACUCGGAUAAUAACACUUCGGUCCAGCUCCGGAGCGAGAUGGAGAACCUACGGAGAGAAGUAGACGAAAUACGGGCGAGAAUGUACGAGCCUCCACCGGAAUACACGUGA